Molecule: messenger RNA, 6213 nt
Organism: Pimephales promelas (fathead minnow)
Lineage: Eukaryota; Metazoa; Chordata; Actinopteri; Cypriniformes; Leuciscidae
Source: RefSeq, a predicted model, not a curated record
UUAUUUUUUAUUGUAAUGCUUUGCAUUCGCUUGCAAAUCUUUUGCAUUUUCUUGUCCGAGUUCUCCGUUAAACUAGUUUUGCGAACGAAUGAAACCUGUUUAAUUAAGAUAAAUGUAAAUAUGAUAAAUACCAGUUUGCAGCAUAAUGACUGGCUAUGUGCAGUUAAUUAAAUGUAAAUGAUGGACACUGAAGCUUUGCACAUUCAAUUAAAAAAAUUCGCUCUUCGGUUAAAAUAAGGUGGACACAGAGAGGGUCGUAGGUGAUGUUUGAUGCAUUUUAUUGUGUCUGCAUUGCAGUGCUUGUCCUCACGAGGGCGACAGAUCCUCAUAUUACAGCCUCUGCUACUCAUAACAAGCAAAAACAUUUAGAAGAACAAAUCCACAGUGCCUCAUGGCGUCAAAGGAUUUGUUCUUCUAAAGAAAGUGCCUCAUGUCAUCUAUAAUGCCCAAGAAAUCUUGGUUUAAUUGUGCAUCAUUUAAUGCUGUCUAGCAUCAGAAGUCGUUUGGUGUGGUGUAGGCGUUUUGCUGACUAUAUUAAAGUGCUCAGACUGUGUGUUUCCUCGGACAGUCCCGUCAGGUGCUGGAGGACCCGUUCAUUCUUCUGUUAUUGUGACUCAUUCAGAGCUCAGAUCCGUCAGAUCCAGUGUUCCCUGUGGGAAUGAGUCAGAUUAUGCGUGCAUAUAGCCCAUUACAUUGUCUUGUUGCUCCCUUCAUCAAGUGCGCUCAAACGGCUACACAGUUAGCAAUUGAUGUAAUUUUUACAGGAAAUUUUACAACAAUGUAUUGUAUUUGUGUUUUACCUGUAAAUGGCAAUGCACCAUGGGAAAUUAAUGGGCAGUCCUUUUUACAAUGGUUUUACAGCCACCGCGUUGCAUCAUGGGAUCAUCGCGGUCUGAAUUUUGAAUUUUUAGGCGGUUAGUUCGAAACAAACAUUCUGGGAGUAAGCCGUCAUUCAAGAAGACGGAAAAGAAGCAAUUCUGGGACGAAGUGAGCUGACCGAAUUCCUAUCCAGGAGAAGCUGCCAGAUGCCGUAGACAACAGGAGUCAGAACAUCAUAGUACUUCCGACAGCAGAAGACAGCAGGAGUGGGGAAGGUUCUGGAGGCUUACAAUGAAGAGCGUGGCAACAAAGCUAUCUGCACACGCCUGCUCACUUCAAUUAUGCCUGAUCCCUCUGCCAUGGCUGCUGAUAUUGAGAGAGCUGUCACCCUGCCAAGCACACCUCGGUUAGUUGUCCCAGGAGAGAUAUCUCGGUGGAAGGAGCGUGUGUGAUGGGGCGCCACAGUAACCUCCUGCAUGGACUGGCAGCAGUCUUCGCUGCAUACUUUGUCUUCAACUUGCAAUAUCCGGCAGAAGCCUCAAGCUCACUUGAAUUCCUUCAGAGGCACCAGAAACUCCUCCUCAACCAUCAGAAAUAACAUCACUGUAAUCACUUCAGGGAUUUUUAGGUUUUUGCACCAACAACUUUGGAAAAUCCACAAACUGCAAGGGUUUGUCUCUUCAUUAUCUGCAUUGGUGAUAUUUCAGAACUUUGUAUUUUUGUUCAGUCUCUGAUCCAUCCCAUGUGCUGAUCCUUCACUCCUGAUCCUUCACUCCCGUGUGCUGAUCCUUCACUCCUGAUUCUUCACAUUGACCAAGAUGAGUGUUUGUGGCCGUCUCGUGUGUUGUGCCGUCUGGCUCCUCGCUGUUCAGAACAUGAGCUGGUCUGCUGACACGACCCCUGACACGACCCCUGACCAACCCCACAAACAGCCCACACACACACGGGACGCCAUGCAGAGACAGAAACGCAACUGGGUUUGGAAUCAGUUCUUUGUGCUUGAGGAAUACACUGGGACGGAGCCGCUGUAUGUGGGCAAGCUGCAUUCAGAUGUGGAUAAGGGUGAUGGAAGUGUCCGGUACGUGUUGAGCGGGGAAGGAGCGUCUUCAGUCUUCACGAUCGAUGAGGACACAGGAGACAUCCAUGCCACCAAACGCCUGGACCGAGAGGAACAGGGUUAUUACACGCUGCGCGCUCAAGCCGUGGACCGCCACACUAGCCUCGCGCUGGAGGACGAGUCGCAGUUCAUCGUGAAGGUCCAGGACAUCAACGACAACGAGCCCCAGUUCCUGGACGGGCCGUACGCCGCACGAGUGCCCGAGAUGGCUCCUCUCGGCACGACGGUGGUUCAGGUGACAGCGACGGAUGCUGACGACCCCACUUACGGCAACAGCGCCAGAGUUGUGUACAGCAUCAUACAUGGACAACCUUACUUCUCUGUGGAGCCCAAGACAGGCAUUAUCCGGACAGCCCUGCCCAACAUGGACCGAGAGACGCGUGACCAGUACGUACUGGUCGUUCAGGCCAAGGACAUGGUGGGUCAGAUGGGAGGCCUGUCCGGCAGCACCUCUGUGACGGUCACACUCACCGACGUCAACGAUAACCCUCCGCGCUUCUCUCACAAGUCGUACCAGUUCUCCGUGCCCGAGUCUCUGCCCGUCUCCUCAGUGGUGGCCAAACUGAAAGCCGCGGAUGCUGAUAUCGGCUUCAAUGCGGAGAUGGACUACCGCAUCAUAGAUGGAGACGCUCCCGGGGUGUUCAACGUCAGCACAGACGAGGAGACUCAGGAGGGAGUCAUCUUUCUGCUGAGGCCUUUGGACUAUGAAACUAAGAGCAGCUUUUCUCUGAAGAUUGAAGCCACUAAUCGGAAUAUUGACCCUCAGUUCUUGAGCUUUGGGCCCUUCAGUGACUCUGCGGCUGUAAAGGUCACAGUAGAAGAUGUAAACGAGCCGCCGGUCUUCUCACCCCGGAUCAGUAAAAUGGUGGUGUCGGAGGCAGCGAGGGUUGGUUCUGUCGUCGGGGCGGUUUCAGCCCGAGACCCAGACUCGUCCAACAGCGCCAUCAGGUACUCCAUAGACCGUAACACAGACCUGGAGCGGUUCUUCAACGUGGAUGCUCUGUCUGGUGUCAUCCGCACAGCCAAACCUCUCGACAGAGAACUCAAUUCAGUCCACAACAUCACCAUAUUUGCCACGGAGAACAAGGACCCGUCUCAGGUUGGCAGAGGAAUCGCUCUGAUCACAGUCAUGGACAUUAAUGAUAACGCUCCAGUGUUUGCUAUUGAGUACGAGACACUCCUGUGUGAAACCGCUGCACCUGGACAGGUUAUUCAGACGAUCAGUGCUGUGGAUAAAGACGAGCCUCCCAGUGGCCAUCGUUUCUAUUUCUCUUUCGCUUUCUCUGCCGUCAAUAAUAACAACUUCACCCUCAGAGAUAAUAAAGAUAACACCGCAUCAGUGCUGACCAAGCGAGCUGGUUUCCGGAGGCAAGAGCAGUCUCUGUACUGGUUACCAGUGCUGAUCGUGGACAGUGGUAGCCCAGCCUUGAGCAGCACCAACACACUCUCAGUCCGUGUGUGUCAGUGUGACGUGGACGGGGUUCCUGAGGCGUGUGGAUCCGUGGCCUUCUCUCUCCCAGCGGGUCUGAGCACUGGAGCUCUGCUCGCUGUACUGGCCUGCAUCAUCACACUGCUGGUUUUGUUGCUUCUGAUCGUAGUGAUGCAACGCAGACGAAAAGUGCCUCUUUUCCUGGAGGAUGAGCGUGAUGUGCGGGAGAACAUCGUUCAGUAUGAUGAUGAAGGAGGAGGUGAAGAAGAUACAGAAGCUUUCGAUAUGGCGGCACUGCGUAAUCUUAAUGUCAUCCGUGAUUCGAAGGUACAAAACGUAACUCCAAUUAACUCUGUUAACCCAUACUCAGCUUCAGCUAGGACAUCGUACAAAACCCUUCCUGACAACACUGUCUUUCAAGAGUUUAUCUGGGACAGACUGAGAGCGACUGAUGUGGAUCCGUCAGCUCCACCGUAUGAUUCUCUUCAGACCUAUGCGUUUGAGGGAAAUGGCUCGGUGGCGGGGUCUCUGAGCUCGCUGGAUUCUCCCUGUUCAGAUUCAGAGCAGAGUUACGACUACCUCAGCAACUGUGGACCACGCUUCAAGAAGCUGGCAGACCUGUACGGCAAUCUUGAUGGAAGCAGGGUUUUCUCCUAGCCUUAAUGGUCAUGGCCUACAAACAAUCGCCAACACAACAAAUGUUAUUGUUCUGCAGGUAUAAGGACAACGUGAAAGGUCUAAAUUUCUUUAGUUGGCUUUAACAGGUUUGUCGAUUCAAAUGAAACGAAAGUGUGGUGCCAGGGUUUGAUUUGGUAGGUGUACUGUAGUGUCCCUUCAAUCUAACCACUGCCCUGAAUAGUUUAGUUUCAACCUUAAUCAAAGAAACCUGAGCAAACUAAUCAAGAGUGCGUUCGACUCAGUGCAGGUCUGCUCAGACCCAUCGCUGUCUGACUUGAAGCAGUGCAAUCUUUGUCUGAUUUAAACACUGUGCAAGCGUCGCUACGGGAAGCAGAAAGUCUUAGACUUCAUGUAUUCACGGGACUGUAGUCUACACCAGGAUAAAUGCUAUGAAAGUUCUCGUAAAUUGCCGUUGAAAUGGUAUUCUCAAUUGAAACAGAGUGGAGGCUUGAAUCAGUAAACUGUUUUUGACCUAUGCUGGCUCUUCAAUCUCGCCUUCAGAAGCUGCCUGCUAAGGCCAGCUGAAUGGAUAGCAAGCAGAACCCAGUAUCGCUGAGAAAACACUUACAGGGAGGUCUGGUGAGGCCUAUUACCUCAUAGAAAGCUAGAAAACUGGUUGCUAUGAACGCCGACUCUGGCUGUCAGUCCAAGGGUAGCCUGCUAAGGCCAGCCACCUGAAAUUUUUAUUAGGUAAGAAACUGAUUGCCAUAGACCAAUAUUGUUGGGAACGGAGCUUCAUGGUGGCCUGAUAAGGCCAACCGCCUAACAGUGGUCUUACUAGCUUGCAAAAAUUACCCACGCUGUUGGGGUUUGCCUUCUGGAAGGCCUAAACGGCCAACCAUACAGUGGCAAAUCUUAUUUGGCUGAUCAUAAUGGGGGCUUGCCUCCAGAGAGGCGCUCUGAAGCCAAUUGUCUGAUUGGCAAGUGAAUUUUAACAGCCAAGCACCCCAUGUUGGGGCUCAGGGUCAGGGAGGCCUGCUAAGGCCAGUGCCAGACCGUCAACACGGCAGACUGUAUACCCCGUCACUCGAAAACUCAUUUGAGGAUUUAAGAGGCCUACUCGGCCUGAAGCAAACAAGUGCUGACAGGCAUCUGCUGGGGACUUGCUUUCAGGGAGGCCUGGUAGGGCCUACUAACUGAUAGCAAGUCUAUUCUACUACCAAUACAACACCGUUGGAACCAUACUACACCAACUCAAAUAUUGGGGCCACCCACAGGAGGCCUCUUGAGGCUGGCUACCUGGUUGCAGCUUUAAUGUAUGCCCCACAACGUUGGGGCUCUCUUCUGAGGAGGCCUGUUAAGGCUUACUACCCGUCAGUGAGUCUAUUGCCCGAACUGCUAGGGCCAACCACCUGCGGUAAGCUGGCCUAAAGAGCCCUUUUUGGGGCUGCCCAUCAAGGAGGCUUGCUGAGGCCUACUACUUGACAGUGCAGUCUUCAUUGGCAGAUAAGCUGUUUAUACAGUCCCUACAGAAAGCCCUCUCUUUCUCCCCGAUGUCGGCCAGAUUCAACCACAGAUGUCUGUCCGUGGCCACCAUCUCCACCAUCAACCGGCCGGUCGCGGCAGCAGUUUGUACGGUGGCCCGGAGUGCUAGAUCUGUGGUGCGGCGCAGCUCAGCAAACUGCUUCAGGGGACAUCCCUGGCUGAGAUCCCCCAGCAGAUCGGCCUGGUAUGCCAUGGUGUGCAGGGCAGGACCGGCCUGACCCGCUGCCGUGUAUGCUCUGCCAUUCAAACGCGAUGUUGCUUUCAAAGGUUUGGAUGGCUGUGUUGGAGCUUUCAUCCCAGAUGCAAGAUAGUUCACAAACAUCUCAUCGAUGGGUGGCAUUGACACGUACCCAUGUUCUCCUAUGCCCUCAACAUCAGCGAAACUAGCCUGCUGAUGUCAGUGGAUACGGGCAGAAUAUGGGCUCUUCCAUGCCCUCUCGAUCUCAGUAUGAAGAUUGGUAAGGAAUGGAUGGCUCACCUGAGCUGGUGGUUUAUGGCCGGGGAGAAACCGAUCAUCAAUACACCCGUAUACACUUCCGGGUUGCACGCCUGAAGCGUUCCCCAAAGCGCCAUCGACACAGUGUGAGUUCCCUUUCAAAAGGAAACUACAUAUAGGUGAGUUUGAUCAGGGUUUUAGUUGAACUCCCCAGGGCAGUGGUUAUCCAGGGACAGAUCUGAGGAAUAU